ACAGGGCUCCACGCUGCAGAGCUGCACUCUCUAUCCUCUCUGAGCAUUCCUGCUUCAGACAGAAGAAGAAGCAGAAGCAGCAGGACAAACUACUGGAAGAAGAUAAGGAGUCUCCGGUGCAUGGGAGCAGAAACAUGGAGAGGUCAGACGCGAAGGGGAAGUGCAGGAGGAAGAGGAGGAGGAGGUGCAAGGGCAAAGAACGAAGCGACACGUUAUCCAACCUCAUCCGUCCCGUAGGACACUGGGAUACUGGAGCAUCAUCGGCUGAAGAAGCGGAUAAUUCCAGUACGAGCAGUUUGGAGGUGAAAGAGAACGAGGACGAUAAAAGCCACAUGGACUGCGACCAAUUACGGAAAUAUCAUCCAGCAGCUUUUUGCACAACUUUCACAACCAGAUCCCUCAAGAGGAAGCAGUCGCUGCUCCACCAAAGCCACUUGACUUGUAAGAGGCCAGCCUGGGCUGUCACUCAGAAAAACGCUCUUGUGCACCUGAACGAGUUACAACCUGGUCUGCGGUAUGAAAUCAUGUCGAAGACCGGCCCACUGCAUGCUCCAGUGUUUUCUGUUGGUGUGAAGGUGAACGGUUUCCAUUUUGAGGGCCGAGGACCAACAAAAAAGCAGGCAAAGAUGAGGGUUGCAGAACUGGCUCUUCGGUCUUUUAUCCAGUUUGAAAACGCCUCGCAGGCUCACGCCUCCAUGGGGAACUUGACCGGCACUCCUGUGGAUUUUACAGCUGAUAAACUGGACAUCCAUGAUGCAUUCCUGACAGAGUUGGAGCCAUCUUUGAGGGAAAACUGUCAACCCCUUCAGUGCAACACAGCAAAAAAGGAGGUUUUCUCCAGCAUUUACAACCACAGACGAGUUGUCCGACUCAAACUGGACUUCUCCAAUCCCAAAAGACAAGCCAUAAGCACUUCACUUUUAGAGCACCUGAGCCCGGUGGCGUUGCUCAACGAGCUGCGACCAGGACUCAGGUACAUGUGCCUGACGGAGAGAGUUCACGGCAGGCCGAUGAGGAGUUUUGUCAUAGUGGUCAGGGUGGAGGGGAGGGUGUUUGAAGGGUGUGGUCACAGCAAACGGAUAGCCAAAGCCCAGGCAGCAGCAGCCGCCCUGCAGUCCAUUUAUAACAUAAGUCUGGGACCGGAGAGGAGAGUGAUGGGAAUCCAGGGCAGCAGAGCCAAACAUCAGCUACCUCAGUUCUUUGCAGAGUCCAUCUUCCACCUGCUGAGUCAGAAAUACUCCGAGCUGACAGACGGUCGUUCCUCCUCGUACGCCAAACACAAAGUGCUGGCCGGAGUCGUGAUGAGCAGAGGGUCAGCGCAGGUUGUGUCUCUGGCCUCAGGGACUAAGUGUCUGGAUCUGGACAACGACAGUGACCACAGUGAUACGCUCAGUGACUGCCACGCAGAAGUCAUCAGCCGGAGGGCGCUGGUUCGAUUCCUGUAUGCUCAGCUGGAGCUGCUGCUCUGUAAACCAGCAGACUGUGAGGAACAAUCAAUCUUCGUACCAAAUAAAGUUGGUGGAGGCUUCCGGCUGCAGGACGGCGUCCUCUUCCACAUGUACGCCAGCUCGUCGCCGUGCGGAGACGCCCGACUCAACUGCCCCUACGAGACCACGGCUGCAUAUCCCAGCAGGAGGUUUCACUGCCACCUCAGGGUAAAGGUGGAUGGUGGAGAAGGGACGCUGCCAAUCACAACAAGAAGAGCCAAUCAGAACAACAUGGCGGCGUUUAAAUCAGCCGUCACAAUGUCCUGCACGGACAAGAUGGCAAAGUGGAGUGUUGUUGGCCUCCAGGGAGCGCUCCUGUCUCACCUGGUGGAGCCGGUGUACCUGCACAGCCUGACGGUGGGAACGCUCAGCCACACGGGUCACCUGAGCCGGGCCUUUGCACGUCGCCUUGCUCCUGUCAAGCACUUACCUCUCCCUUACCGACGACAGCAGCUGAUGCUCGGCUGUCUGAGCAGCAGCGAUGUUCGACCGUCGGGGAAGGCGCCGAACAUCAGCGUUAAUUGGAGUUGCCGUGAUGAAGGCCUGGAGGAGAUCAACACCUCCACGGGACGGAGGAAAGGCUCAGGGAUGCCGUCGCGGCUCUGCAGGCGAAACAUGUUCGAACGCUGGCAGAGGCUGCAGCAACAGUUGAAUGAUGAAGAAGCCACUCCAGGGACAUAUCCUGGUUGCAAGUUGACUGCCGGACAUUACCAACGGGCCAUGCAGCAGUUCACCAGCGCUCUGCAGGGUGGAGGGCUGGGAACUUGGCUCAGAAAAACUCCAGAACCGGGUCACUUCGAUGUUGGUGUGUGAGGAACUGUGUGAAAGGACUGAAUAUGGACGGAGAAGUACAUGUAUAAUUUUCUUUGAGACUGCGUGGAUGAGGUACAAAAUAAUGUGAACUAGGUAGAGCAGCACGUUGGUAAUAUCACGUCUAUUUAUUUUAUAUAAGAAAUGUAUAUCUUGAUGGAGAGACAAGUAAUGAUUCACAUUAGUCCUAAACUGGAGUAGACCUUCCAGUGUCUAAGGUAGCCUAAAAGCUGCUAACUAUAGCUCCAGGAACUACUGCUAGCUUGCCUGGUCUUAAUAGAGUCUUAACAACCACGUUGAAGAUAUUUAUGGAUGCUACAGAAGUAUAAAGUGAGUGUUUGAGUAAAACUUGACCUAAGAAGGCUAGAGUUGAGUGUUCACCAAUAAUAGGAUGUUAUACAAAUAAAAACACAUCAUAGAGACUGUAAUAUUAAUAACACUUUUGUGAUACUGAUAACUUCUUUAAGGUACGAUACCUCCCACCUACAGUGCGUAUAAACAGACUGGUGGAAAAUAUUGAUUAAGCUAAUUAAAUUUGGAGCUGUUAAUUUUAACAGUUUUAUUUAUUGACAAACUCCUAUUUUUAGCAUCAUUUUGAAAAAGCUAAUCAAGGCUUAAUCAAAUAUAUGUGGAGUGAAAAGAAAGCUAACAAAUAAUCCUGCAGUAAUUCAACAUGCUAUUUGUUUUACAUCCACUUUUAUUUUUGCAAACAUUGCAUGGUGUCCUCACUUAACAAGUCUAAACAAGUGCGGUGGUGGCAAAGUCCAUAGGGGCUUGGCCUGGGAACUGGAAGGUCACCAGUUCAAGUCCCCGAAAGACCAAGUGCCACCGUGGUGUCCCUGAGCAAGACACUGGUUACCUACACUGCUCCCCGGGCGCCGUAUAUAAUGGCAGCCCACUGCUCCCAACACUAGGAUGGGUCAAAUGCAGAGACCACAUUUCGUUGUCCUAGUACUUGUACUCUGUGCAAUGACAAUAAAGUUGAAUCUAAACCCAAUGUUUGGUCCCCUCAAACACCAUAGUAAAGAACAAUGCACACACAUGUUUUUGUCCGUUAGGAUGACAUUGCAUUUAUUUAUAUUAAUGCCUACGUGACUUAACCUAACUUUAACCAUGAAAACUACAUUCCCAACUCCGAUCCAUCCUCUUACAUGUACCACACAACCUUAGAAAGUCCUCCUAAUCAUUUACCUUGUGGGGACCAGAUUUUUGACCCCAAAUUAGAGGGAGUCCCGACAAUGAAAGUGUGUGAGCAGAUUUAUCUUUGCCACAAUGUGAGUGAUACAAAAUUCCUGAUGACUGCCAAGCAAAAUCAGUUUCAUUAGUAACAACAGCUUCUGGUCUCUUUCAGUGCUACAGUAAAAGUCACAUCUUAAUUGUAUCCUUCCAUUUGUUUGAUUUGUUUUGUGUGUUCUGCUGUUUCAGAUAUAUUUAUUUAGAUGUAACUGUAUGUCUCACUUGUUCUGCUAUGUUUGAGUUUCUCACCCUUAAUACAUUAUACUUACAUUUGGAACAGUGUUUUAGAGAGUCAGUGUAUCUGAGGCCCAGGAGUGAAGACAUGUCGCCCCCUACAGGGAGAGUGUGUGCAUUACACAUCCAUGUUGAAAUCCAAGAGUUUGGUUGUUCUCCUUUAUUCUGUGUUCUCCACAUUUAUCCUUUUAUCUCUGUGUGCCAUUUAUUUAUCUUCCCAAAAUGUUGUUAUUGUGUAGUCUCUUGUUGUUCAUUUGCAGUAAAGUUUCAGAGCAGAGGAAAGUAACAGAUGUACUGGAAGCCACGUUGUUGAAUGCUAUGUACACUUUAAUGGUUAAGUAUGCAGAAUGAUUAUGGUCUGUUUAUUGGUCACGACUGUUUUUAUCAAUAGGAAUAAAUUAACCUAUUUGUUCUUGUUUGCGUCCGAACUCAAAGUCACUGCAAGGUGUUUUAAACUAAAAAACAGACUUUAUAUACUUGCUAAGAUGAGUGACACUAUUCAUUUCAUUUACCGCUUCUUUCUUUUGAUUUGCACAAACUGCAAACACUUAUACAACUCUAGUAGAUGUCCGAGUCCGAGGAAAAUUGCACCGAUGAAAUUGUUUAAAUUAUUAAGAAAUGACAAGUUUUAACAAUAAGUGGACUUUUGAAUAUUUCUGAAAUGUAUUUGUUUGUAUUUGUAUAAAAUGAGUUCCUAAUUAUAUUACAUAUGAAGUAUUUCUUUUCAAUUUCAAAUACAGAUUUUAGGGGCUGAAGUCAUUUCACUUUAAUAAGGGCCAGAAACAAGGAGUGCAUUCAACAAUAACACGUUUUUAAAGUUGAAAUGAGGAUUUGUUUAGCAAACAGUUCCUUAUUGACACCUCCAUCCUUUGCAGAGCAACGUUUUCAUUCAUUUGCAAAGACGAUAUUAAAACAGCCCAUGUAAAAAAACGUUCAAACAGCACAAGUUGUUUAUUUUCAUUUCACAAGCAGCUGUUUAUUCCUUAUUAUUACACAGCUUGAAACCACACAACUGCUGUCAAGUCGAUCCAACAGGGCUUUUGAUUUUCUUCUGAGAACUACAUCGUGUUUUCUUUUGCCACUUUGAUCACACAAAACACUGUUAACACGUUGCCACAGUUCAACGAGGCUUCACGACGGUGGCGGUGACCUGGUUUGAUGUUAUUGAGAGUGUGAACAGUGUCACUGAACAAUAUUUCGGACGUGGCAGGCAGCAAAAUGGCUCAGUGUUGGUAAAAAAACAGUUGAGAGCAGUGAAAGUAUUGGAUAAACUAGAGGUUGAACAUUCACAAUCCACAGCUUCUAUCCUUCACACAAACAGAUGGUUUCUCGUUUAAACCAGGGAUGACUCCGUUUGCAGAAUUGAUUUUGGGGAAAAGGACAUCAUGGAUCUGCAUUGUUGUGCUUUGGUUUUUAAUUUGAU
Molecule: messenger RNA, 5190 nt
Organism: Eleginops maclovinus (Patagonian blennie)
Lineage: Eukaryota; Metazoa; Chordata; Actinopteri; Perciformes; Eleginopidae
Product: double-stranded RNA-specific editase B2-like
Exons: 10
Coding region: 135-2300 (721 amino acids)
Biological process (GO): RNA processing; adenosine to inosine editing
Cellular component (GO): cytoplasm; nucleolus
Molecular function (GO): double-stranded RNA adenosine deaminase activity; double-stranded RNA binding; tRNA-specific adenosine deaminase activity
Source: RefSeq, a predicted model, not a curated record